UUCCACUUCGUCCAAAUCGUCGUCACUUGCUUUUUUAACUUGCAUUGCUAAACACGGCCGAGGACGAGCUAAAUUAAUAAAUUGAGUGUAAUACAAAAUGGCAAGCCAAACGCAGGGAAUUCAGCAAUUGCUGGCCGCUGAAAAGAAGGCAGCUGAGAAGGUGGCAGAGGCCAGAAAACGCAAAGCAAGAAGAUUGAAGCAAGCCAAGGAUGAGGCCACCGAGGAGAUCGAGAAGUUCCGUCAGGAACGCGAACGCUCCUUCAAAGAGUUCGAGGCCAAGCACAUGGGCAGCCGCGAAGGUGUUGCAGCUAAGAUCGAUGCUGACACCCGCGUGAAGCUCGCUGAUAUGGAGGCUGCCAUUCGCACACGCAAGGAGCCCGUUAUUCAGGAGAUUUUACAGUUUGUGUAUAACAUUUCACCUGAGGUGCACAAGAACUACAACCGAAAGUAAAUUAUGCGUUAGGAUUAACAUCCGAAAUAUGCUCGUUUCUAUUGUAAAUUCGAUGUCUCCAAAGUUCAACUCUCCCCUAAUGCAUAAUUUUUAGCCCCUUUAAUAAUAGUGCAUAUACUAUAUUAAACACAGCUGUAUUAUUAUUCCAUAUAU
Messenger RNA from Drosophila busckii, 604 nucleotides. RefSeq names its product V-type proton ATPase subunit G (gene Vha13). The transcript is spliced from 3 exons. Lineage: Eukaryota; Metazoa; Arthropoda; Insecta; Diptera; Drosophilidae. Gene Ontology annotation, molecular function: proton-transporting ATPase activity, rotational mechanism. Bases 98 to 451 code for a protein of 117 amino acids. Gene Ontology annotation, biological process: proton transmembrane transport. The record is from RefSeq and is a predicted model, not a curated record. Gene Ontology annotation, cellular component: vacuolar proton-transporting V-type ATPase complex.